AUGUCCAAAUGGCCCACACUGCGCUGUCCCGUGUCAGUGCUGCAGGAGUGUCAGGUUGCACGGAAAGGCUCCAAGCGCUUCCUCCAAGUUUCUCUUCCUGCCUGUUCGAGGACGGGUGACCCACAGUUUGUGGACGGGUAUUGGCACUGGGCUGGAGUUUCUAGGGGCCCAGACAAGUUCGUUAACUCAUCUGUGGAUGUCCGUGUCUCCAUCAGCAAAGUGGACGUGGCUCAUGGGAUUUGGGAUGAACGUGUUCCUGGUGGCGUCCAGGCCCUGCUGGCGUCUGGCCACAGCAGCUUUGCUCUGUGGCGGCCAUGUGACCGGCCCUCAGGUGCACUCCAAGGCAUCUCCCUCAGCUGCACCUCUCCCCCGAUACCCACCCUCCUCAUCCUGGUGACAGCAGCCCCAGCCUUCCGACUGCAGGGUUCCUCCCCUUCUUCCCCUUCCACAGGGUACGGCAGCUGGAGGGAACUGGCCAAGGCUCUGGCCAGCAGGAACAUUCCGGCUGUGGAUCCAAAUCUCCAGUUCUUCCUUCCCCAGAAGCUGGGCCUCAAGGACCAAGAGUCUGCGCGAGGCGGGAGCGGUGGCAGCAGCUACCUGACGUGGAAUAAGCCGGUCCCCUGGCUCUCCGAGUUCCGGGGCCGCGUCAACCUGCAUGUGUUUGAAGACUGGUGCGGCAGCUCCAUCCAGCAGCUGCGGAGGAACCUGCACUUCCCGCUGUACCCCCACAUCCGCACAACCCUGAGGAAGCUGGCCGUGUCCCCCAAGUGGACCAAUUAUGGCCUCCGCAUCUUUGGCUACCUGCACCCCUUCACCGACGGGGAGAUCCAGUUUGCCAUCGCCGCCGACGACAACGCCGAGUUCUGGCUGAGCCGUGACGACCAGGUCUCAGGCCUGCAGCUGCUGGCCAGUGUGGGCAAGACUGGAAAAGAGUGGACUGCCCCUGGAGAGUUCGGGAAAUUUCGGAGCCAAAUUUCCAAGCCAGUGAGACUGUCGGCCGCCCGCAGGUACUACUUCGAGGUGCUGCACAAGCAGAAUGGCGAGGGCACUGACCAUGUGGAAGUCGCGUGGCGGCGGAAUUACCCCGGAGCCAAGUUCUCCAUUAUCGACUCCACAUCCCUGUCCCUCUUCACAAACGAGACAGUCCUAAGGAUGGACGAGGUGGGCCACAUCCCGCAGACAGCCGCCAGCCAUGCAGGCUCCCCAGCCGCUGUGCCCGGCGAGGAGCAGCCCGCCGUCGACAUGCUGCGGCCUGACCCUCGGGACACCCUGUACCGAGAGACUCUUAUCCCCAAGUCUCACGUCCGCCACGUCCUGCCGGACUGUCCCUACAAACCUAGCUACCUGGUGGAUGGGCUCCCUCUGCAGCGCUACCAGGGACUCCGGUUUGUUCACUUGUCCUUUGUCUACCCCAACGACUACACCCGUCUGAGCCACAUGGAGACCCAGAACAAGUGCUUCUACCAGGAGAACACCUACUACCCAGACAGGUUCGGCUUCCAGGACUACAUCAAGAUUGACCAGCCGGAGAAGCAGGGGCCGGAGCAGCCAGCAGCUUUCGAGGAAGGGCUCCUGGAAGAGUCCCAGUAUGGAGAAGCGGCAGAGGACACCCCUGCCCCCGAGGACCAGGACAGGACACCAGAGGGGAAACAGGGGCCACCCACCGCCCCUGGGCCGGCCACCACCAACCGCAGCCUCCGAAGCCUGCGGAGAGUGCUGGCUCAGCCUCGGGACGCUCCGCCAGCCUCCUCUUCCAGGCGGAACUCCACAGCCCGCUUCCCGGCGAGGACCAGCGACAGGCCAGCCCAGCCGGCGGAGAAGAGAGCGAGGAAACCCAGCCCCCAGCCCCGCCAGGAUCCCCGUCGUCCUGACAAGGGGCCCCCUCCUCAAGUGAAGAGGCCCAGGCCCACCGGGGACAGCCCCAGGAGGACGCUGGCACAGUCCCAGUGGCUGAAUCAGGUCGAGUCGUACAUCGCAGAGCAGAGAAGGGGAGACAGGAUGGAGCCUCCGGGCCCCGGGAGGGGUCGGCCAGGGAUGGAGGAGGAGGUAGCCGCUGCAGGCCAGGAAGGACAGGUGGAGGGAGAGGACGAGGGUGGGGAGGAGGAGGAGGGGGAGGAGGAGGAGGUGAGUGAGGUGUUGGAGUACCUGUCCAUGUUUGACCCGGUGGUGAACUGGGACCAGACCUUCAGUGCCCGCAACCUCGACUUCCAAGCCCUGCGGACAGACUGGAUCGACCUGAACUGUAACACGUCUGGCAACCUGCUGCUUCCAGAGCAGGAGGCUCUCGAGGUCGUGCGGGUCUUCCUGAAGAAGCUCAACCAGAGGAGCCGGGGGAGGUACCAGCUGCAGCGCAUCGUGAACGUGGAGAAGCGCCAGGACCACCUGCGUGGGGGCCGCUACCUCCUGGAGCUGGAGCUGCUGGAGCGGGGCCAGCGCCGGGUGCGGCUCUCUGAGUUCGUGUCCACGCGAGGCUGGCAGGGCGUGGAGGCGGCCGGCGGGGAGGAGGCCGAGGCCCAGAACCCGCAGGGCCUCGCUGGGAGCCCGCAGAGCAGCCGGAGGCGCGUCCUGAGCGUCCGCGCCCCGGAGCCCAAGCUGUGCUGGCCCCAGGGCUUCUCCUGGAAUCACCGAGCCGUGGUCCACUUCGUUGUGCCCGUGAAGAACCAGGCACGCUGGGUGCAGCAAUUCAUCAGAGACAUGGAGACGCUGUUCCGGGUCACGGGCGACCCCCACUUCAGCGUCAUCAUCACUGACUUCAGCAGUGAGGACAUGGAUGUCGAGAUGGCCCUGAAAAGGUCCAAGCUGAGGAGCUACCAGUACAUGAAGCUAAGUGGGAACUUCGAGCGCUCGGCUGGACUCCAGGCUGGUGUGGACCUGGUGAAGGACCCACACAGCAUCAUCUUCCUCUGUGACCUCCACAUCCACUUCCCAGACGGAGUCAUCGAUGCCAUCCGGAAGCACUGUGUGGAGGGCAAGAUGGCCUUCGCCCCCAUGGUGAUGAGGCUGCACUGCGGGGCCACCCCCCAGUGGCCAGAGGGCUACUGGGAGGUGAACGGGUUUGGGCUGCUCGGCAUCUACAAGUCAGACCUGGACAGGAUCGGGGGCAUGAACACCAAGGAGUUCCGAGACCGCUGGGGCGGAGAGGACUGGGAGCUGCUGGACAGAAUCCUCCAAGCAGGCCUGGAAGUGGAACGUCUCUCCCUCCGGAAUUUCUUCCAUCACUUCCAUUCCAAGCGAGGCAUGUGGAACCGCCGCCAGAUGAAGAUGCUGUGA
This is a messenger RNA of Vicugna pacos (alpaca), 3270 nucleotides long. The record is from RefSeq and is a predicted model, not a curated record. Lineage: Eukaryota; Metazoa; Chordata; Mammalia; Artiodactyla; Camelidae.